GGAAAUCGUGUUAGUGGAGUCCAACACGGGCCGAGUUUAAAUUUUAAAUAAGAUCAAGCCUAACAGAUCUGUCCACGGGCCUUCGCCCAACUCGUCCCAUUAUUUCUCUAAAAAUCCAACAAAUAAAUCCUUGUGCCAGCAGAAAUUAUAGAUCGUGUUAGCUAAAACACAUCCGCGAUGACGUCGACAGCGAUGGGGGGCGAGCCGGCGGCGGGCCACGGGUACUGGCGGUGGAGCAAAGCCGACUUUUUCCCGGAGCCCUCGUUCCAGAGCUGGCGCGCGUACGGCGGCGCGCUCUUGUCCACUGGGCCACGGCUGCGCGACCGCGUCACGAGUCGCUCCUCCGAGGCCGUCGAGGCGGGGACGCUGCUCGCCCAGAGCGAGAAUCCCCUCCGGCGGUGCCUGUCGUGGGUGGAUCUCGCCUUCCUCGGAUUCGGCUCCGUCGUCGGCUCGGGCGUCUUCGUGCUCACCGGCCAGGAGGCGCGGUUCGACGCCGGCCCGGCCAUCCCGCUGGCCUACGCCGCCGCGGGCUUCUCGGCGCUGCUCUCGUCCUUCUGCUACGCGGAGCUCGCCGGCGAGAUCCCGUCGGCUGGCGGCUCGUUCUCGUACCUGCGCGUCGAGCUCGGGGACCUGGCCGCGUUCAUCGCCGCCGGGAACAUCCUGCUCGAGGCCGUGGUGGGCGCGGCCGGCCUGGGCCGGUCCUGGACGUCGUACCUCGCGGCGCUCAUCGGCCGCGACAGCGACGCGCUCCGCAUCCACGUCCCCGCGCUCGCCGACGGCUUCAAUCUGCUGGACCCGAUCGCCGUCGUCGUGCUGUGCGCCACUUCCGCGCUCGCCGUGUCCGGCGCGCGCCUCACCUCCACCGUCAACUCGGUGGCGUCCGCGGUCGGCAUCGCCAUCAUCGCGUUCGUGCUGGCCGCGGGGUUCUCGCACUUCGAGCCAGCCAACCUCGCGCCGUCAUUCUUCCCCUUCGGCGCCGCGGGCGUCUUCCGCGCGGCGGCCGUCGUGUACUGGUCCUACACGGGAUUCGACAUGGUGGCCACCAUGGCCGAGGAGACCAAGAACCCCGGCCGCGACGUGCCGCUGGGCCUCAUCUCGUCCAUGUCCGCCAUCACCCUCGUCUACUGCGCCAUGUCCCUCGCGCUCGUGGGGAUGCAGCGCUACAGCGACAUUGACGCCAACGCGGCCUACUCGGUGGCGUUCGCGGCGGCCGGGAUGAAGUGGGCGCGCUACGUCGUGGCGCUCGGCGCGCUCAAGGGCAUGACGAGCGGCCUCCUCGUCGGCGCGCUCGGCCAGGCGCGCUACACCACGCAGAUCGCGCGCACGCACAUGAUCCCGCCCUACUUCGCGCUCGUGCACCCCAGGACCGGCACGCCCAUCUACGCCACCAUCGCCGUCACGCUCGGCGCCGCCUGCGUCGCGCUCUUCUCCAGCCUCGACGUGCUGGCGUCCGUCUCCUCCAUCAGCACGCUCUUCAUCUUCGCGCUCGUCGCCGUGGCGCUCCUCGUCCGACGAUACUACGUCGCGGGCACCACGUCCCCCGCGCAGGCCCGCACCUUCGUCGGCUUCCUGGCGCUGAUCGUGCUGUCGUCCAUCGGGCUGUCCGUGUACUACAACUCGGGCUACGCUGCUCGGUGGCCCGGGUACGUAGCGUUCGGCGCCUUGUGGGCGGCCGGCACGGCGGGGCUGGCGCUAUUCGCGGAGCAGCAGCGCGCGCCCAGGGUAUACGGCGCGCCGCUCAUGCCGUGGCUGCCGGCCAUGUCCGUCGCCACAAACCUCUUCCUUAUGGGCUCUCUCGGCUCCCUCGCCUACAUGCGCUUUGGCAUCUGCACGGCGGCGAUGCUUGUGUACUACGUGCUCUUCAGCGUGCACGCCACCUAUGACAUGGUGCACUCUGAAGGUCAGACGACAUCGGCGCCCGACGCUGCCACCGACGGCGUGGAGCAGAGGAAGAUAAUGCCGGUGUGACACAGAGGAUGCCAUUUCUUGGUUAGUUGAGCAAAAGAAAAGACACGCAGCUGAUGGAGACUGGCAGAAAGGAGAAUGAUAACCAAUCGUAUCAACUGUUCAUAUGGAUGGUCGACUCAAUCAGUGCAUUGAAAGCAAAGAAAAAAGUACGCCAAUUUUGCGGAUUGAGAUCCACUGACUGCAGUGGCUGCCACUUUCUCGGCUCAGCGCUGUUAAUAAUAAAUAAAAGGAUAAUUCUCGAUUUCCUCGCGAAUUUUUUUUCCGGUGAGCGGCGGCGAUCGGCUUCGGAUCAGCGGAGUUUGGCUGCGCGGCUAUGGUUACCGUACGUGGCGGCGGAGGCCCCAAUCCGCGGCGAGGACACCAUGCCGGCGGCGGUUGCGGAGAUGGCGGUAAGCGGGAAUCGGGGAACGAGGAGGACAGGGAGUAUGAGACCAACAUGAGGAAGCUUGCCGCGUGGACGGCGGCGCUCCUCGCGUCUCGGCUGAUGCAUCCGUUUUCCUCUCGCCGUCGCCGGCGAUCGACCACUACAUGCGUGUGACGACCCGUUGCCCCAACGCGCCUUCGUCAGACGUGAGCCAGCGCAGUGGAUCGCCGGAGAGCGAGGCGGCGAUGGCGAGGGCACGCUGUGACAGCCGGAGGGCUGCCAGGUGCGUCCUCUACUGCUCUUCUAUUUCCAGAUGGUGGGUGAAUCGUGCUUAGAGUCCAGUCACUGUUAGUCAUGCUACACACGAAGCAGCCAAAGCAGGCAACGCAUGUGACAACGACACCUGAAAAAGAGAACUAGGGAUGUGAACAGGGGCGUUAACAGGAGAAGUCAGAGCGUACCAACGUUCGAGUUAAUGGGUCCGAGUGAUCGUGUCAGGGGAUUGGACUGGACCGUUGUCACGGGAGUAUAAGAGAGAUAAAUGAACGAGAGGUUGUAACGCAUCGAAGAACAGAUACUUACGUAACACAUUUCCCCUCGUCGCUA
Messenger RNA from Zea mays, 2938 nucleotides. RefSeq names its product cationic amino acid transporter 8, vacuolar. The transcript is spliced from 2 exons. The record is from RefSeq and is a predicted model, not a curated record. Gene Ontology annotation, molecular function: amino acid transmembrane transporter activity. Gene Ontology annotation, cellular component: plasma membrane. Lineage: Eukaryota; Viridiplantae; Streptophyta; Magnoliopsida; Poales; Poaceae. The coding region runs from base 178 to 1968 and encodes 596 amino acids. Gene Ontology annotation, biological process: amino acid transport; transmembrane transport.